Plasmodium inui San Antonio 1 is the source of this 1527-nucleotide messenger RNA. RefSeq lists its product as hypothetical. Bases 1 to 1527 code for a protein of 508 amino acids. The transcript has a single exon. NCBI's taxonomy places the organism in Eukaryota, Apicomplexa, Aconoidasida, Haemosporida, Plasmodiidae. The record is from RefSeq and is a predicted model, not a curated record.
AUGUCACUGAACCUCUGUAAUUGGAGAGACAACACCUGGUUAGGGUCAACGGUGGAAAGUAUCGAAAGAGUAUGCAGACAAUACACAGACGAAUCCGAGGCAGGAACAAGGGAACAACAUCCAAAGGAAACACUCUGGAUAGGAUGGUUGGAUGAGUACAACACAGGUGAUUCCGCCUCUCAACUAGCCAAACAAUAUCUGAACCUCCGACGGCAGGACCCAAUAAAGGGAUGCGGAGGGAGAACAAGGAGUAUGAAUAUCAAUACAUGGGAAAAGUUAGUCACCGACGUAUUGGAUAAGAUACAAAAUGUGAAGGAGUUAAGGUAUGCAUGUCGUCAAAAAGACACAAAUCAGGAAGGACUACGUUAUGAUAAGGCCCCAAACUGGAAAGAUCUUUUAUGCCGACGUUGUUGGCCCGAAACAGAGGGCUCAAGGGCCAUCUUAGGAGCCCUGACGUGCAUAAUAGCCAGAUUAGCUCAGCCGACCGAGAACAAUAACAACAAAGGGAUGGACACUCCUGAUCCAUGUCGAGAUGUAUUACGCGAGCUGCGAGUAGGGGAGUCUGACUGGGCGCCGUGGUUAACUACAGCCCCAAGCCCCCCUCUAACAGAUUGUCCAGACACACCAGGCGAAGAAAGGAAGAGGGAGGCGGAACAAAGCAAGAUUAGUUUAGUCUUGAGCAUUUAUGGCGCCUUAAGAGAAUUAUGUCCCACCUGUGGACCAUAUCAUUUAACACCAUGGAUAGCUCCAACACCCGGGGACUUCCUGCCACAAGGGAACUUAUAUUGUUUAUUAAACGAGAAAAAUCUGAACUGUAGUUCACAACUAAAUCAGCGCCAGAUAAACACCAGCUAUUUGUUGUAUCGGGGGAAAACCAUCAGUCGAAAAAAUAACUCUCAGACCCACACGCCCCCCGAUACAAGAAAACAGUCCCCCGGAGGGGAGAGAGAAACUCAACCCCAAGGAACAUCUAUUCAGGCUCAAUCACAUCGGACAAUAUCUAAUCAGCAAACCACAGCCUCCAACCAGAAGUCGAUGCCUCAAGAUAUCCCAAAGGAACAAAAAACAACUGAAAGAGGAGAAAACGGAUCCAGGGAUGACCCCCCUGGAAAAAGCUUCAAGAACGACUCAGAGGGGUUGAUGGGCCUGAAUUCAGCAUCUUCCCCCCCAAGAGUCGGGGACCCAAGGGACCAGCUGAGCAGUAGAGUUAGCAGUGGACCUGUAAUGAGUCAAAUCGAACCCCCACAACUCCCGAAGGCCGUCUCAGAGACAGAAGGCAGAAAUCGAACAAGCCACCAGAAACUGACUGCUGAAGUAUUUAACAGCUCCCCAAAGGUGAUUGGGGGCGUUAUUACGGCACUAAUUCUGGGAAGUUUAAGUAUGUAUGGAGCCUGGAGAAUAAGAUAUGGAAAGCGCAGGAACCCGGAACCAAAAUCCUCCCGAAUCAAAAUCCUGGUAAAGUAUCCAAGUUCAGGGAAUACUUUAGCUGACACAGAAGAAGAACCAAGAGGCGAGGGAAACAAUUAA